This is a messenger RNA of Spodoptera littoralis (African cotton leafworm), 1023 nucleotides long. The record is from the annotation of a GenBank genome assembly. NCBI's taxonomy places the organism in Eukaryota, Metazoa, Arthropoda, Insecta, Lepidoptera, Noctuidae.
AUGACUACUGUUACGCCAUCGUUCAGUAAAUACAAAAUAUCUCGAAGAGGCCGAAAACUCCAAGUUUCAGAUGAUGCGAGAACCCUGGUCGCUUUACCAAAAGACAUUCCUGAACGAACAUGGGCAGAAAUACUUCAAAAAGAGGAAAAUGACCUAAUAAUAUUUGACAUCCGAGAGGAAAUCCUCGAGACCGCCUUGUCAAUUGGUUACGAGAGUUAUAUGGAGAAGCAGACAGCCAUAUUCACCGUGCACUGCGCUACCGAAGCCUGGCUAAAACUGAUAGAUUGGCACUUCUAUCGUCAUGAUCCUGGUGAGGAACCGAGUGCGUACCCUCCUUGUUACAUUCCCCAUCGCGAGGACUCUUGGAUCCCCGACCAACUACCCGACCCAUCACCGAAAGACACUUGGGGUCGGCAGGAACUGACCAUUAUAGAAGAUACACCUGAUUCUCCUUUGCGGAAGUGGCCCAGUUCGUCCUCAUUGGAUCUUCCAGUCAUAGAAGAAAUACCAGCGCAGUACUGGUUUCCUGGCAAGGUCCAUGUAGCUGACUCCCUGGAGGGAACUAGACCAGUAGGAAAGAAAGGAAGACGGUCUAGGACUGAAAGUUACGUAUCGACCACCGACACGCAGGCUACCUCGGAGGAGUACCUCAACACUGAGAGCGAAGUGUUGCAGAAGGUCACUGAUUACAGCACUGAGGAAAUUUCCGAAAAGGAAUCAUCGUACGGUGAGUUGAAGACUACGACUCCGGUGGAUGGGUCCCUGCACGGCGCUGGAGACUCCACGGUGGAACGCCCUAAGAGACGACUUACUGAGAAGAGCAAGAGCUUCAUGAAACCUGGCAGCAGGUCGAAAGCCACGCUGCCGCCCCUAGACAUCGGCGACUCGCUCUCUCGAAUCAGUAUUAUAUCAGACUGUCGCUUGAGAAACCUCAGGUUUGUAAUAUUUUGUUGCAAUUUUAUUUUUACUUAUUUAUAUAGUAGACACAGGACUAGGUAUUCAUGGUAAUCAGGACCACAGGAA